AUGCUUGCUGCGCGCCCGCAACCCCUGCCCUCGACUCGCCGCCACACGUCCGCGUCCCGCGCCUCUUCAACCUCCGCUGCCCACCAUCGCGACCAGCAGCCAAACUCGCCACUCCACGUCCGCUCGAACGCCCUGCUCCCGCCGCUACGCCUCGCAGAUUCGCCGCCGCCCGCACCCUCCAAGGAUCCACUCUUGCAGCUGCAGCAUCCCCCGAGCCGCUCGCUCGCGCCGUCCGCGACGACGACCCUGGCGCCCUCCGUCGCGCCUCAACACCAAGCCCGCACGAAGAGCGUCUCCACCGCCAGCCCGCCCAAACUGCAGCGCCCGCCGCUCGGCAGCAGGGCCAAUUCCGCGCCCCACGUCCCCAAGCAGUCGCCGUAUUCCCCGCAUGGCGGCGCAAAGAAUGGUCACGUAGCCCGCGCGCGGCACCCCGACGUCAGCGAUAGCAGCAGCGACGACGACGACGACGCCAUCAGCCGCGAUCCCUUCUUCCUGCGCUACCAGAGCGUCAUCCAGCGCCUCGCCGACCAGAGCCCCGGCGACCCUGACGACCCCCUCCGCAAAUCCCCAGAGCAGCAGAAGAACCCCAGCACCGCGAUGGAUGUGCAGGCACGUACUCUCCCCGCUUCGGCGCGCUCUGCCCCGGCCCCCGCUGACCGCCGCGCCUUGCAGGCCGUCGACGACAUCAACAUCGGCGUCAUUGGCGACUCCGGCGUGGGCAAGACGCGCUUCAUAGACCGCGCCUUUGACCUGCGCUCCCGCUCGCAGGUGCGCACCGCCACGCGCAAGAUGUCCAUUGACGGCACCGUGUACACGGUGCGCCUGGUCGAGGUCCCUUUCGAGGAGCUGGACAUCGAGCACGACGACCGCAUCUGCUGGCCGGAAAAAAUCGACGACAUGCCUGCGCCACGGAUCGAUGGCGCGCUGAUGCUAUACGAUGUUAUGAAUCAGGAGAGCCUGGCACAGGUGCCGGGCAUGCUAAAUGUCGUCCACAAAGCGGCGUUGCCGUGCGUCCUGGUCGGCUGCAAGUGCGACAACCACCCGGCCCAUCGCCAGGUGGAUCCAGCUGUGGUGGAGCAGCGCGCGAAGACGCUGGUUGGCGACUUACCCGCGUUUCAGAGCUCAGACGGCUCGCCCGAAAGCCAGCGAAUCUGUCUUUCUGUCAUGCUGCGGGCCAUUCUCGCGUCGCGACAGGAUACACCCGCCAGCAAGCUCGCCGCCGCACAACGCCGCCGCGCCACAUCCAAUUCAUCUGCCCUGCAGGCCGUCUCUCCCCGCCCUAGCUGGAAGCGUCGGCAUGAGCGUGCGAGCUCAGAGUUCUCCGGUUCGCGUCUGAAGAUUCUGUCAGACAACGAUGCAGAAGCGCGCGCCAAGAACCGCGCUCCCACCAACUCCUUCCUCGACCUCGAAGAGUCCCCCGGCUACGAGUCAUACGGUUCUGACGGUGCCGACUCGUCAGACUACGAGCCCAGCAUCAUCUCCGUCAUGCCUUCCGAUGAGAAUGGCUACACGUUCGAGCAGCUCGUCGACCGCUUGGUCUCCCAGCCGCUGUCCAAACAGGACACCAAAUUCGUCUCCAUAUUCCUUGCCCUCUACCGAAAGUUCGCUGCCCCGAGCCAAUUGCUCGAGGCCCUUAUCAAACGCUUUGACGCACUCGAGAACGACAAAAGUCCGCAAAUGGUCCGCACCAUAGCGCAACUGCGCCACUUGUCGAUCAUGGAGCAGUGGCUCAGCUCAUACCCUGGUGACUUUGCUCACCCUAUGACAAAACGCAUGGUGUUCUUAUUUGUGAAUCGUCUGGCUAGCAACCGCAUUUUUGCCGUUGCGUCCAAGGAGAUCUUGGCUGAUCUCGAUGCUGUUUUGGAAGACGAUGAUACAGACUGGGCUUGUAGUGACAAGCAUCGCGAGCACGCACUCUCCGGCCAUUCCAUCUUGCACGAGGCAUUCGAGGAAGAAUUGCCCAAGAGCGCAACAGAGCUUACCAUCAGCAUAACGCGCGGUUCCACGAACACCACGGACACGUCGAUGACAGGCCACCCUGAACGCUCCAUUAGCACCUCUACCACAGCCACCAGCUCCUCCCAGACAAUGAUGAACGCUAUUGAGCAGGCACGGCAACAGGCCAAGCUACUCGUCCCCAUACCUCGCGUCACUCUCACUAAGACACAAUGGCACCUGCUCAUGGGAGAGUCGGAAGAUAAUAUCGCCCGAGAACUGACGCGCAUGGACUGGAUCAUGUUCCAAUCCAUCAGGCCCCGCGACCUGGUGCGCCAUGUGAGCAUGAAUGCGGCAGAGAAGAAGAAGUGCAAGAGUUUGGAGAAUGUGGAUCGGAUGAUUGAACACUUCAAUCACCUGGCUUAUUGGGUUACCAAUUUCAUUCUGCUGAGGGAUAAACCAAAGCAUCGCGCUUUGAUGCUCGAGAAGUUCAUGAAGGUUGCACGCAAAUUGCGUGAACUGAACAAUUACAACUCUCUCGGCGCUAUUCUCGCAGGCUUGAACGGAACAGCGAUCCACCGCCUUUCAGCAACACGCGACCUCCUCUCGCCAGCCACAGCCAAGGACUUCAUGAAGCUCGAGAUUCUCAUGGGCACGCAAAAGAGCCACUUUGCGUACCGUCUUGCCUGGGAGAACAGCUCCGGGGAGCGUAUUCCCUACCUUCCUCUUCACCGCCGCGACCUUGUCUCCGCCGCAGAAGGUAACUCCACUUUUGUCAACGACCCACACCGACGCGGAUCCAACGCCGGUCUGCUCGGCGGGAGCACAAGCCCCCGGUCCGGUGGUCCGCCAGCGAAUGCGGAGGCUCUUAGCGCAUUGACCGGUAACCCUGGCAAUGCAGCUGCCCUGCAGGCUGCUCUCAACAGAGCGAGCGCCCAGGAGAAGGAAGCGCCUCCCAGUGGCGUCGAGGGUAAGGAAAGAAUUAAUUGGAAGAAAUUCGCAAUCAUGGGCGAGGUGAUCGUUGGUAUGCAACGGGCACAGGGCUUCCCCUAUCCUAACAUCGCUCGCAACGACGAGGUGAAGAGUAUGAUACUGGAUGUGAGAAUCUGCAAGGAUGAUGACGAACUGUACGACCGUUCGACCAGCCUCGAGGCUGUCGGUGCGGCCGGCGAACCCCGAAGAAGGACACAGCUCAAAACGCAGUCCUCGCCGUUUUUCGGAGCGAUCGGGCAGCUUGACCUGGAGAAGGCAGAACGCGAGGAACGCUUGCGAAAACGCAACGAGAGGAGGCAAAAAUCCCUCUCGUCGGUUCCCAAACGCGCGAUUCCCAAUCAGAGUAGAAUUGCUGCCAGCUUGCUCCUCUGA
Messenger RNA from Lasiodiplodia theobromae, 3300 nucleotides. Its product is annotated as Rap guanine nucleotide exchange factor. Bases 1 to 3300 code for a protein of 1099 amino acids. Gene Ontology annotation, molecular function: GTPase activity; GTP binding; guanyl-nucleotide exchange factor activity. NCBI's taxonomy places the organism in Eukaryota, Fungi, Ascomycota, Dothideomycetes, Botryosphaeriales, Botryosphaeriaceae. The transcript has 6 exons. Gene Ontology annotation, cellular component: plasma membrane. The record is from RefSeq and is a predicted model, not a curated record. Gene Ontology annotation, biological process: Ras protein signal transduction; positive regulation of GTPase activity.